AUGGCGGCCGCUCGAGCAGCCGGUCGUCUCAGUCGACGUCUCGGAGCGGCGCUCCGUGACACCGCGAUGAACGCCGCUCGUGACUUCACGCGCAUGGGCUCGAGCCGAGCUCAGAAGGCGACGGCUGUCAAGCCGUCCCCGUGCAUCCUCCGCGCGCCGAAGAGAACUCCGACGUCGACGUCGGCGACGCCCGCGCCGACGCUCGCGCCGACGCCCGCGCCGACGCCUGCGCCGACGCCCCGGUACAUCCUCCGCGCGUCGACGAGAACGCAGACGUCUACGUCGGCGACGCCCGCGGCGACGCCCGCGGCGACGCCUGCGGCGACGCGCGCGGUCGCGCAGCAGCCCGUCUCCUCGCGCACGCGAUCGGGGGGUCGCGGCGGAGGCGGAGGCGCUGGUUUCGACGCGGACCCGGUAGAGUACAUGACUCCCGCGUUCAACGCCGCCUUGACCCGCCUACGCGACGGUGACGUCGGUCGCGACGACUCCGCGCCUCCUCCGCCCGCGAAGAGGCGCCUCGCGGUCGAGUCGCUGAGCGAGCUUCCUCCUCUGCCGCGGAGAUCGUCGCCGCGACUGCAGCCGUCCGCGCUCGUCGUCACACCCGCGGCGCCGAUGACGUCCGCGACGCCGCGGCCGUCCGUAGCGAGGACGCCGUCCGCGGCGAGAAAGGCAGUGACGCGCGGUGCCCACUCGGUGGUUCAGGACAUGCACAGCGUCGAAACUCGCAACUACGACGCGGGCAAGGUGGCUCGGCAGAAGCGUAAAUCCCCCGAUGAACGCAGGCGUGACGAUGCUGCCGCCGCGGCAUCUCGCGCGGCGAAUGCCGCGCGAGAUGCCGAGGAGCAGGAGGCGUUCAAGCUGAGAUACGAAACCAUCGACGAACUGCGCGCGGCGUUCGAAGCGGACCCGCUGUCCGAUGACGAGUGCGUCAGAGACAUCAAAGCAGAGCACGACGCGAUGGUCGCCGCCGCGAAGAAACGCGCGGCUGACGAGGCCAAGGAUGAAGCCUCCCGAUCGGUUCCCAAGCCCGCAGAACUGAAGAGACGCAUACUCACGCCCGAGGAGCGCGCCCGCGUCGACAAGAUCGACGCGCCGUGGCGCGGCGUCGCGAAGGCGUACCUCGAGCACGACUGGCCGCUGCCGUUCUGGUUCUCCGCCGGCGCGCUCGCGCAGGGCAACGAGACGCUCGAGCUCAUCGUCGAACAGUACGAAAUCGACACCAUGGACGAGCUCGGGCACUGGUUCGGCGCGAUGUGCAGCGACGCAUCCUUCGAUGCUAAAUCUGGCCGCUUUACGCUUCAGACGACAAAUCGCGAUUACGCCGAUCUUCAACGCGCCAACCUCCACAACGUGCAGUGGAAGACCGUACCCAGACCUGGCGCCGAGAUGGAGUCCGACUUCAUCGAGAAAUUCGAAGCCACGUGUUCGAACGGAGCAAAGUCUUGGAAGUACGCCAUCACGACCACGCCCGUCGGCGACAAGAAGCUCCAGGAGAAGUUCUACACGAAUCGUCGCGGCAAAAAGGUCAUCCUCCCCAAGGACCUCGAGGACGACCCGCUGUUCCCGCUCGCGCUUACCGCCACGCCGUCGUGGAUGGACGCGACAGUCGCCGGCGACGGGUCGCUGGGUGAAGGAAUUUUCUCCCUCGCGUUCUGCGACUUCACGUCUAGCGAGCUGGACUGGUUCAUCAACAUCCUCGCCCGCCCGAGAUGGAGAGACGGCACCGGUGCAGUCGUCCACGGCGCGUUCCCGGUGGCGAGGAAGAAGAAAGAGCGGAAAGGCCAGUACACGCUCGACAUGACCGAAAAGUCUCUCAAAGACGCUGAGUACGCGCCGCGCUUCGGCUGCGGCAUCCGCACGCACGGCAUCCGCGUGAAGGAGUUCAUCUACACCGCGGCUCUUCCGGUAACCCGCGCGUACCCGCACAAAGGCGUCUUCUUUCCCGACAACGACCUCUGCACCUCGAGGAGUUGCAAGCCGAACUUCUGCGUGCGACGGGGUUGA
Molecule: messenger RNA, 2004 nt
Organism: Micromonas pusilla CCMP1545
Lineage: Eukaryota; Viridiplantae; Chlorophyta; Mamiellophyceae; Mamiellales; Mamiellaceae
Exons: 2
Coding region: 1-2004 (667 amino acids)
Source: RefSeq, a predicted model, not a curated record